AUGGCUGUAACGAACAUACAAUGUGAGCUAGAGACAACAACCAAUGGCAAAGGUCAUUUCACAUUCACUGGUACUGUUGGACCGAAUGACUCUAAAGUAUGCACCAGAAUAGCACCUGGUCGAAUCACUACACAUCAAUGGAUAAAAGGUGGUGGUUGUAAGAAUGGUGGUGAAUUAAUAGUCAAUGAUAAUAUAAUCCGAUUCAAAUGUGCAUGUACAAAGUGGAUGAAAGAUUGUAAUAUUGAUCACACAUUAGUAUUUGAUUAUGUUGUCUAA
Messenger RNA from Rotaria sp. Silwood2, 276 nucleotides. Lineage: Eukaryota; Metazoa; Rotifera; Eurotatoria; Philodinida; Philodinidae. The record is from the annotation of a GenBank genome assembly.